UAAUCAAAAAAUCCCGGUGUGCCCGAUUAGCUGGACCGUAUAUUGCGCACCACCGACUCGAACCCUGGUCAGGUCCCCCCAACCCUACCCAACCCAUCAACGCCGUCUCUCUCUGUCUCCGCGGUAAAACUCAAAACCAAGCGCCUUUCUCUCUCUCUCUCCUCUUAACAUAGCCAAAGCCUAGAUCUCAGCCGCCUUUCUCUUUCUCUCUCUCUCUGUCACUAAUCUCUCAAAUUCAAAUCCAAUUUUCCCUCAAUUUAUACCCAAAAAUUUUCACUCUCCUAUCCAAAUUUCUCUACUAAUUAAUCGUCCAAUUCAACUUCAAUCUAAUCUUUAUUCAUAACUUACCAAAAAGAAACCUAUCUUUUGUACUGGAUUUUUUUUUUCCUUCAUAAUUUCCUAUGUGAAAGCGACUAUUAAUGGCGUCGAUCCGCCGGACUUUAUCGCCGUAUCACGAUCGGUCGUACCAGAACGGCGGGACUCCAUUCUCGACCUCACCGAAGCACUCCGGCGGUUCCAAGUACUCGUCGCCGUUGCCGGCAUUCGCGGCGUUCGCAGACAGAGUCCGCCGCUUAAUCGGCGAGCUCUUUUACCUCCACCGACAUCCGCCGCGUAAAUCUCACAGCCACCACCAUAGCUGGCCGAGGACUUUCCUCUACCGCUGCUUCUUCUUCUUCCUCUUAGGUUUCCUUCUAGGUCUAUCUCCCUUCGGCCACGACCACCACGACGACGACGAAGCAGCCUCCAUUAGUCGAAACCACGACUUCUCCUUCGAGAUCAAUCCGCCGCCUCAAUCGAACCGCGUCGUCGAUCUGAAGCUCGCCGAAGUAAGCUUCAACGCUAAACCGAAUUUCAAAGAAUCGGAGCGGUUCGAUUUCGUGCCGAGAAAGCAACUGAUAAUUGUAACGCCAACGUACAACCGAGCUUCGCAAGCGUACUACUUGAUCAGACUGAGCCAGGUGCUCCGUCUCGUGCCGCCGCCGCUGCUUUGGAUUGUGGUGGAGAUGAACACGGCGUCGUUUGAGACCGCGGAGAUACUGAGAAAAACCGGUGUCAUGUACAGACACUUGGUGUGCGUUAACAACAGCACAAAUGUGAAGGACCGAGGCGUGCAUCAGAGGAACACUGCUUUGGAUCACAUUCAACGCCACAGACUAGACGGUAUCGUUUACUUUGCUGAUGACGAUAAUAUUUAUUCACUCCACUUGUUCCACAGCUUGAGAAACAUUAGCCGGUUUGGAACUUGGCCUGUUGCUAUGCUUGCACAAAGUAAAAACAAGGCCAUAUUGGAAGGUCCUGUGUGCAAUGGGAGUCAAGUUAUUGGAUGGCAUACAAAUGAGAAAAGUAAGAAGCUUCGCAGGUUUCACGUUGAUAUGUCAGGAUUUGCUUUUAAUAGUACAAUCUUGUGGGAUCCAAAGAGAUGGAAACGCCCCACUUCAGUUCCAAUUCGACAGUUAGACUCGGUGAAGGAGGGUUUCCAGGAGACCACAUUUAUAGAGCAAGUGGUGGAAGAUGAAAGUCAAAUGGAAGGUUCACCGCCUGGUUGUUCAAGGAUAAUGAACUGGCAUCUUCAUUUGGGAGCUCGUCAUUUUGAUUACCCCAGAGGCUGGCUGCUUCAGAAAAACCUCGAUGUUGUUCUCCCAAUUAAAUGAACCAAACUUCAUUAUUGCAAUUUUGAUGGGUUGAGAGAGCGUUUCCCAUAUUUAACGCUGGUGGUACUUUUGAGCCUGAAUGGAUCAUUACCGCAGUUUACCACCAUCAGCAUUAAGAAGCAAUUAUUUAUGAUCUCCUGGGAAUGACAAAGAAGUAGAAGAUAUAUGAUUUUUGUUUGUAGAAAUUUUCCUGCUAUGAUAUUCUUUCACAGAAACGGAAACGAAUCCGUUUUUGUUGUAGAGUUAUGAUGCUUGUUUUUUCUGGGUUUUAAAAGCAAUUCACCCCCACCAGUCCAAAUCGUGUCUGCUGUGGGGUAAGGCUUGUUGUGGAACCCUACUCUGUAUGUGAUGUAGGCCUUGUAUAAAAAACAAGCAAGGACAACACGUCCAUUAUUGUAAUUUACCUUCUAAGCUAAUCUGUUCGAGGAAUUGUUCUUGCAAAACAGAUACUCUUUCCUUACAUUGAAGGUAAUUCACUUACCUUCUUUUGUUGACAUUCAUUUUAUAAAAAGCCACACCUUGAAUAGAAA
Messenger RNA from Quercus lobata, 2182 nucleotides. It is a transcript of the gene IRX9-L, whose product is annotated as Nucleotide-diphospho-sugar transferases superfamily protein. The coding region runs from base 420 to 1652 and encodes 410 amino acids. Gene Ontology annotation, molecular function: xylosyltransferase activity; galactosylgalactosylxylosylprotein 3-beta-glucuronosyltransferase activity. Lineage: Eukaryota; Viridiplantae; Streptophyta; Magnoliopsida; Fagales; Fagaceae. The record is from RefSeq and is a predicted model, not a curated record. Gene Ontology annotation, cellular component: Golgi membrane. The transcript has 4 exons. Gene Ontology annotation, biological process: plant-type secondary cell wall biogenesis; glucuronoxylan biosynthetic process.